GUAUGAAAUACGCUUAAACCUUAUCUUCAUUGUAAGGGCAUCAUAAGGUAACUGACGCAACGGAUAUAAGCAUAUAUUUAGCCUCGCGUGGCCUGCAUUUUAUGCAUCUCGGAACGCUAUAGCGUGUGUGCGUCUUCGUGUUAUGAUGCAAAAAAAAAGCGUUAAUUAUAACCUUACGAUUAGGAGUUCUCUUAUUUUUAAUCUAACUCGAAUCUCAUUAGUACAUAUUGCUGUAAUCUGAGUAAAACUGCAUAUCAUUGUUAAUUUUUAGAUACAAUAUGAAGUUUUCAGAAGGAGAAGAAGUACUUGUAAAACAUCCAAGUACUGAUAGAUACCACAAAGGUAAAAUAUUAAGUAUGAGAGGUGAACGGUAUAAAGUACAAUUUGAAACAGGCAUUGAACAGUAUGUUCAUUCAACUGAUAUUAAGAUGAAUAGGCCAUCAAGAAGUACAACUAGAGCUAGUAGUAAAAGUAGAAAAAGUCCCACUAGAUAUUCAUCACUCAGAAAAUCUCCACGCAGACGUUCACCCGGAAGAUCUCCAUCUAUAAAUAGACAAUCUACAAGGACUCAAAAAUUUGCAAAAAUUUCUCUACCACGAAUAGAAAUACCUAGGGAUAUGCAGGAUAAUGGCAAUACUGACAGUAAAAAGAAUAUAAAUGAUGACGAACAUUCUAUUGAAUCAAUGCCUCUUCAAUCGCGAUUGAAAGAACUAGGAACAGUGACGCGUAGAUCAAUGAGAUUGUUAUCUGGUACGCUAAAACCUGAAUCAGAUCAUAAAAUGGUUUUAUUAACGAGAAAUAUUAAUCGAGCUGUCUCACUUCCCAUAGAAAGGAAGAGUCAAAUGCAUGAUUUUAGUGUUGAUGUGAAGGAAAGGGGGCAUUCAGUACAAAGAGAUCAAGAUCUAUUAAAAACUAUAAAUUAUGAAAAAGAUGUAGAUAUAAAUCCACAAGUAAUAGAAAAACGAAAGAAAGAAAUCAGCAUGGUUAGUGAGCCACAAGAAUGGGGAGGAUGGUUUGGAACCCUUCUUCUUAUAGUUUUAUCACCCGUGAUAAUGAUAUUACCGCAAUUAAUGUGUAUAAAAGAUGAAUGUAUACUUGGAUAUCCUAAGAUACUAACAGACGUAACGUUAUACGUAGAUCUUAGAAUUUUUACUGCAUAUUUAGGUCUCUUUUUAUUUGUAAUAAUUUUUUCGACUAUACCGAUUGGACGAAAAAUUGAUGGACCACAAAAUAGAGUUGGAAGAUUACAGUAUCGUCUAAAUGGUUUUUUAUGCAGCCUUUUAUCAGUAAUCAUAUUUGCUGCGUGUAUAUAUAAAGAACUAGAAGUCACUGAUCUCGUUAUACAAAAUUCUGUACAAUUUUCAAUUAGCGGUUGGAUUCUUGGAACAAUUUUAUCAUUAUUAUUAUUUGUAAAGGGUGGCAAAGCUCCUGUAGCUAAUCUAAACAUACAUGGAUCUACUAACAGUAUGAUAUAUAAUUUUUGGCAAGGGAGGGAAAUAAAUCCACGAAUUGGUCCUGUGGAUAUCAAAAUAAAUCUUUUUCGGACUUCCAUGAUAACAAUAAUUCUCAUAAAUUUGUCCAUUGUGAUAAAAACAAUUGAAGAAACGGAAACAUAUAGUUUAGAACAUCUUAACAUAGGUGUUAUGUUAGGAACUUUACUGCAAAUAAUUUAUGCGAUGGACGCACUAUUCUUUGAAUCUGCAAUACUAACAACUUUUGAAAUAAUGUAUGAAGGAACUGGUUACAUGUUAUGUACCGGUUAUAUGAUGUACCCAUUUUUAUUGGCUUUUACAACAAAGUACAUGUUAUAUCACAAAACACAAUUCACUUAUCUGUUUGUCUUUCCUAUACUUGCAUUUAUAAUUGGAUAUUUGCUAUAUAGAAUAAGCAAUUUACAAAAGAAUAAGUUCAGAAGAAAUCCUUUAUCUCCAUCAUUAAUGCACUUAGAAACCAUACCAACCACCCGUGGUAAGAAGCUUAUAGUAUCUGGAUUAUGGGGUCAUGUAAGACAUCCGAAUUAUUUAGGUGAUAUAAUAAUGUGGUGGUCGAUAUCGUGUAUAAGUUUGGCGGAUAAUAUUUUGCCUUAUUAUUAUGCAAUUAUAUGUACAGGAUUGUUGAUAUAUAGAGCAAGAAGAGAUAAUGAACGUUGUAAAAUGCGUUAUGGUUUAGCUUGGGAACAAUACACGUCACGUGUUAAGUACAUGAUUUUAUAUCGUAUAUUUUAGAAUAUAAUAUGUAGAGAAUAUUAGCAAAGCUACCUUUAGAUACCAAAAUAUGUUAUAAAAUUGUACCUUUAAAAA
Bombus impatiens (common eastern bumble bee) is the source of this 2300-nucleotide messenger RNA. RefSeq names its product delta(14)-sterol reductase LBR (gene LBR). Gene Ontology annotation, cellular component: endoplasmic reticulum membrane; nuclear inner membrane. The transcript has 9 exons. Gene Ontology annotation, biological process: sterol biosynthetic process. NCBI's taxonomy places the organism in Eukaryota, Metazoa, Arthropoda, Insecta, Hymenoptera, Apidae. Gene Ontology annotation, molecular function: oxidoreductase activity, acting on the CH-CH group of donors, NAD or NADP as acceptor. The coding region runs from base 279 to 2225 and encodes 648 amino acids. The record is from RefSeq and is a predicted model, not a curated record.